CCAAUUUCCAUUUCACUCCACAAACCAACAGAAUCUUCUCAACGACAAACACAAAAAAAAUGAUCCACAAUAGGUUUCAUCAUUUAUCUCAAAUUUACUCGGUGAUGGAUUCAGGAUUGAAUCAGACAACGAAUGGCACCGAUACACAUAAUAUGGCAGAAUUUUAUUCAUUUCUAUUGACGAUACAUCCGAUCGGAUUGGGUGUGAUAUUUACUACUAUUAAUUGGUUGUUCACAACAUUGGGAGCAGCUGCUUGCUUCUUUUUUAUUUGUUGUUCGGGGAGAUCUAAUAAGUUUUAUACUACAGUGAUGGAAUUAUUGUUUGGAUUGGGAGGUGGUAUUAUGUUGGCAGCUUCUUUCUUCAGUUUAUUGUUGCCUGCUGCAGAAUUGAGUGAAAAACAAUAUGGAGAAUAUAUUUCAGUGUUACCUGUAUUUGGAGGAUUUACAAUUGGAAUUUUAUUCUUUAUUAUAUUUGAUAUUGGAGUUGAUUAUUUAAAUGAUUUUGUUGAAAAGAAAAAGAAACAAUAUGAUAGGGAGUUACAGAUAUUGGAGGAACAAGAGGCUGCAGCAGUGGAACCAAUAAUGUCAUCAGCGUCUCUAACAGAAGUAACAUCAACAACAUCUGUAAUUGAAAUGAAAGAUUCUAACAAUAUUGAAAUUAAAAUUGAAGAAAAAGCAGCAGAAGUUCCACCUAAAAGGAAAGCAAAUUGGAAGAGUAAAUUGAGUUCACUAUUGGUGAAAUUUAGAAGAUCAUUCCUUUUAAUGUUAUCCAUGACUAUUCACAAUUUACCAGAGGGUAUUGUUGUCGGAGUUGCAUUCGGAUCUAUUUCAAACGAAACAAAUAAGAAUGGUAUUUCAAUUUCAAAUGCUGUCAGUUUGAGUUUGGGUGUUGGAAUUCAAAAUAUUCCUGAAGGGCUUUCUGUGUCACUUCCUCUUGUUAGAGAUGGUGCAGGUUAUUGGAAAUCAUUUUUUAUUGGAAGUGCUAGUGCUUUAGUGGAAAUUUUAGGAGGUCUUAUUGGAUCUGGAUUAGUUACUGUAUCUGAAUCAAUAUUACCAUAUGCCUUAUCAUUUGCUAGUGCUUGUAUGAUUUUUGUAGUUGUGAGUGAAUUAAUUCCUGAAACUAUUUCAAAACAUGAUCAUUCUUCUGGUGAGGAAUCUGAACCUAAAUCAGAUCUUGUUGCAGCAACAAAAUUAGAGGAAGGUACUUUAAAUUCUACUUCUCAAUUGGAAAUUUUUGAAAAAACUCCUGAUGUUUUGGUACCAAGAAAAAAGCAAAAGUUUUAUAAGUUGACCAGUAGAAUAGGAUUGGCUGGAUUCUUUGUUGGUUUCAUUAUCAUGAUGAUCUUAGAUCUCGUGCUAUAAUUAAUGAGUAAAUUUUAUUAUU
Molecule: messenger RNA, 1383 nt
Organism: Naegleria gruberi
Lineage: Eukaryota; Heterolobosea; Eutetramitea; Acrasida; Naegleriidae
Exons: 5
Coding region: 60-1361 (433 amino acids)
Biological process (GO): zinc ion transmembrane transport
Cellular component (GO): membrane
Molecular function (GO): zinc ion transmembrane transporter activity
Source: RefSeq, a predicted model, not a curated record